Messenger RNA from Chionomys nivalis (European snow vole), 3179 nucleotides. RefSeq names its product centrosomal protein 43 (gene Cep43). Gene Ontology annotation, molecular function: protein binding. Lineage: Eukaryota; Metazoa; Chordata; Mammalia; Rodentia; Cricetidae. Gene Ontology annotation, biological process: microtubule anchoring. The coding region runs from base 97 to 1299 and encodes 400 amino acids. Gene Ontology annotation, cellular component: centrosome. The transcript is spliced from 13 exons. The record is from RefSeq and is a predicted model, not a curated record.
GGCGGGGUUGCGACUGCGCGCUCGCUCGCCGGCAAGGGCGCGCGCGGCCGCCGUUGGCCGUUAGCGCGGCUUGGGUGGUUGUCUUGGAGAACCAAGAUGGCGGCGACGACGGCCGCGGUGGUGGCGGAGGAGGACACGGAACUGCGGGACCUGCUGGUGCAGACGCUGGAGAACAGCGGCGUCCUGAACCGCAUCAAGGCUGAACUCAGAGCGGCUGUGUUUUUAGCACUGGAAGAGCAAGAAAAAGUAGAGAACAAAACUCCUUUGGUCAAUGAGAGCUUGAAAAAGUUUUUAAAUACUAAAGACGGUCGUUUAGUGGCUAGUCUCGUGGCAGAAUUUCUUCAGUUUUUUAACCUUGACUUCACCUUGGCUGUUUUCCAUCCUGAAACUAGCACACUUCAAGGUCUUGAAGGUCGGGAGAACUUAGCCCGAGAUUUAGGAAUCAUUGAAGCAGAAGGUACCGUGGGUGGACCCUUAUUAUUAGAAGUGAUUAGACGCUGCCAACAGAAAGAGAAAGGACCUACCGGUGGGGAAGGUGCGUUGGAUCUGUCUGAUGGACAUCCUCCUUCAAAGUCACCUGAAGGAAAAACAAGUGCCAACUCCACCCCAAGUAAGAUACCAAGGUAUAAAGGACAAGGUAAGAAGAAGACAAGCGGGCAGAAGUCUGGUGACAAGAAGACCAGCAGUGAGACCAGUCAGAGUGAGACCAGUGUCUCCUUGUCAGAGCCAAAGAGCAGGAGCAGCCUGCACUCGCUGGCCCACGAGACAAGAAUUGCAUCCUUCCUGAGCAGCAGCACUCUAGACGCCAAAGACAGAAGUGCUCUUUGUCCAGAUGAAGAUGAUGCAGAAGGAGAUUCCUUCUUUGAUGAUCCCAUUCCCAAGCCAGAAAAAACGUACGGUUGGAGAAGUGAACCUAGGAAGCAAGUGGGGAGUCUGGCCUCACUUUCUGACAUACCCCCCUUAAGGAGCGGUCUGAGCUCCCUGGCAGGCGCCCCUUCCUUAACAGAUGCCGCUGAGAGUAAAAGAGGAAGCACGGUCCUGAAGGAUCUGAAAUUGGUCAGUGAGAAAAUUGGAUCACUUGGACUAGGAACUGCAGAAGAUGAAGACUAUGUUGAUGAUUUUCAUAGUGCUAGCCACCGCUCAGAAAAAAGUGAAUUAAGUAUUGGUGAAGAAAUUGAAGAAGACCUUUCCAUGGGCAUAGACGACGUUAACAGCAGUGAUAAACUUGAUGACCUCACACAAGACCUGACUGUUUCCCAGCUCAGCGACGUGGCCGAUUAUCUGGAAGAUGUUGCAUAGACAGGAAAGGAAGUAUUGUGAUCAGCAGAAGAGGAAGGACUUUCGGCUACAUGGUCCCAGUCAGUCACUCUUGCUGGAACGUACGCUCCUGCUGGUGCCUUGCAUUUCAAAAAGACUGCAGAUAUUUUUAAAAGUUAACUUUUCAGUUUAGUAAACAAAAUACUUCCUAUAUGAGCCCGUGUCUAGGAGAUUAAUAUGCUUGAUUUGGUUUAGCUUUAUAUCUCCAAGGAAAUGGUAUUCGGGCUCAUUAUAGCAAGGGAACCCCUGAAAUGUCAGUGUUAAAGAGCAUAAAGAGGGAUCAGUAUAGCCGUAGUUUGUGUCACUUUGUCUCAGGCUGCUGCCGAGAUCUUUGAACCUUAGUGUUAGCCAUCCUGACCCAUAUAGUGGGUAUUAAGUGGGUUAGCCCAAAGUUGGUGAACUGACCUGAUAAAUCUGUGAUGCUGAAACGUACCAAUACGAGGUAAAUUGAUGUGUAAACUUUAUUUUGUAUUUCCUUCCAUUUGGAAGGUUUGUUAGACCAUUAAGGUUAUAUUAAAGUUCUCUGUGCUAUUAGUUUUGCUUGUUUUAAACUAGGAGUGGCUUGGACUCUUAAUUGGCAGACUUGUCGCUAACAGAUAGCAUUUAAGGUUGCAUUUCAUCCUGCUGUCUCAAGCAGCUGUAGGCGCAGAUUAUUCAGUACAGUCUUAACUUAUUAUUUCUAAAGAUGCCUUGAAACAUCCGAUACCAAAAUGCAUCUGAAACCAUUAAGCAGUGCUUUUAUUUCAGAUCUGUAAGUUGAUUAUAUUUAAAUCCAAAUUGGAAUGAAAUAGUAGUAAUGGCCUAAGACCAUAUGUAUUCAGUUUGACAGACUUUGUACACUGUACAUAAUUGUACUGUAGUCCUUAAAAAGAGUCAAUAAUAGAAUUUCUGGCAGAUUUAAUUUGUGCUGUUGUGUGUAGUGCUGCAGGGAUAUAGGGCACAGGCAUUUGUAGUGCUAAAAUAUUUUAAAUGUGCAUACACCAUCAUACCGCUAAGUAAAAUUUAGGAACUGUGAAACUUUGAUACAUUUUAUUUUAAUUAAGACUGUUGAAAGUUACCUUUAUUAAUAAAAAGAGAAAUUGGAAAUCAUCCAUCCAUGUUGAGUGAGUGAGCAGAAGCUGUGGUUUGUACCAACCACUUUCCAUUCCAUGAUUUCUAAGUAGAGCAGUGACAUUUCUCAGCUGUAGUGCAGAGGAAGUGAGAACGUAGUAAAGCUUCGGGCUCUGACAGUAGAGUCUGGCUCUUUAAAGCUGAGUGAGACUGAACUAUAAACAUCAAGAGGAAGUAGGACAGAAAGUGGGCCGGGUGCCUGGAAGCCCCUGUGUAUUUCUGUCCGCUGUCUGCCCUGACAUGGUGCUGUCUGUUCUUCACGCUUUACUCUUAGAAACAGUGCUGUCUGACUGCUGUUAGAAACUGUCUCACCCUGUGCUGUCUCUUUAAUGCGUUGUAGAAGCACUAGAACUGGUGGGCCUCUGGAGUCCGGAUCAAAUGUGUGAUUUUACUGUUUGGUAGGCACUGCAAGUGAGGGAGCUGACCCACAAGCAUGGCAGGAUGUGGCUUUCUCUAUUUGAGGAAGACUUUCCAACAGUCAAGUGCGAAAUCUGUCACUUUCUAUUACCCAGUGACUGACCUUUUGGUGAUUCUGGAGAGGGUGGAGAGAAAAAGCCGAACGGCAGCUUUGUGGUCAGUACUACAGAAAGGUAUUGAGUCACUCUGAUAAUGUGAGGUUCAGCAAGGAGGAAGUUGUUUCCAGGUAUUCCUUGCUUAGGUAUUGUUAACCUGAUAAACUUUAAUGUGUAAAAUGACAGGUUCUGCAUAUAAUAAUGUUUCUUUGUUUUAAAGUGAAUUAAAAUGUUGACCAG